AUGCGAAAGUCACUAAUUGCUGCGGUUAUCUGGCUUGGUGUAGUCUCUGCGAGACUGUGCUCAGAGAGUGGUAGAUACCCUAUUGAGUACCCAGCCAAGACCAAUACGAUUCCCCAUUCAAGCACUGAAAGCACUAAUGUGUCAUCCACAAGCUUCCAAUUGUCCACCCAGACAACCGCAACAUUAACCUCGAGUACAACAUCAACAAGCUCAAGCACAACCACAAUUACCAGCCCCAUUCUCGCAAACAUUGUACAAAACUCCGGCUUCGAAGAAGUUGAUGGCUCCCUCCCGCCGUGGUUCACCAUCACUACAGGCAACCAAACCAUGGGCGAUACCACGGUUGCCGGCCUCAUACAUCCUGGCAGCGAAUCAUCCAGCGCUGCGCGCUUGUAUGUUAGCGUUGGCGAACGAAAUGGUUCCAGCGCCAGCAUUUUACAGACUCUCCCAAUUGUCACAGGCACGACAUACAGCAUUUCGUACGACAUUGCCGUCUCCAUCGCCGAGCCAGGCGAAGACGGAGCUUACCGUUGCCUCUUUCUCAGCAAUUUCGAACUGAUAACUAUCCAAUUCUUCUACUUAUCUGCAGUAGAGCGUUACACGAGGUAUACGACUACUUUCGUGGGAGACUCGUCGGCUUCUACCUUGGCACUAUCAGUAGUGUGCGCUGGUCACGGAACAAGCGAGGUUGAAUUAGUUGUCUUUGGAUGCCAGAACCCUCUGGACCUACGCUCCCUUAUUACCUUGUAUAGGCUUUGUUUACUUAUAGGAUUGUAA
Messenger RNA from Neoarthrinium moseri, 777 nucleotides. RefSeq lists its product as uncharacterized. Lineage: Eukaryota; Fungi; Ascomycota; Sordariomycetes; Amphisphaeriales; Apiosporaceae. The transcript has 3 exons. Bases 1 to 777 code for a protein of 258 amino acids. The record is from RefSeq and is a predicted model, not a curated record.